AUGAUAUAAUAGAAUAAUUAUUUCAAGGAUCUAAAAAAAUUUUUAAGCUCUUCACUUUAAUCUCAUUAGGUUCUUCAUGUUCAUCUGAGUAAUAUUUUUGAUUAAAUUGAAGAUGAAGGUGCAUCAUGCUUAGGUUCUGCUUUAGCAAAUUGCACUAAUCUCAAAGAUUUGACACUUAAUCUUAAGAACAAUAAUAUUGGUUCAAUUGGUGCAACAGAUUUAUUUUCUGCUUUAGUAAAUUGCAUUAACCUCUCUAAUUUGACACUUGAUCUUUUUGGUAAUAUAAUUCGUGCAAAAGGUGCAUCAGGCUUAGGUUCUAGUUUAGGAAAGUGCACUAGUCUCUCAAAUUUGAAGCUUUAUCUUAGUGACAAUUAAAUUGAUGAUGAAGGUGCAUUAAGCUUAGUUUCUGCUUUAGCAAAUUGCACUAAUCUCUCAAAUUUGGAGCUUAUACUCUCAAUGAAUUAAAUUAGUGAGAAAUGUGCAUCAGGCUUAGGUAUUGCUUUAGCAAAUUACACUAUCCUCUCAAAUUUGACGCUUGAUCUUUCUAGCAAUUAAAUUGGUACAACAGGUGCAUCAGGCUUAGGUUCUGCUUUAGCAAAUUGUACUAAUCUCUCAAAUUUGACACUUGGUCUUAAGGAUAAUUAAAUUGGUGCAAAUGGUGCUUCAGGCCUAUGUUCAGCUUUUGAAAAUUGUAUUAAUCUCUCAAAUUUGAAGCUUGAUCUUUGGUUGAAUGAAAUUGGCUCAAUAGGUGUAUCAAGCUUAGCUUCUGCUUUAGCAAAUUGCACUAAUCUUUCAAAUUUGUUACUUGAUCUUUAGGACAAUUAAAUUGGCGCAAUUGGUGCAAUGGACUUAGGUUCUAGUUUAGAAAAGUGCACUAAUCUUUCAAAUUUGACACUUUCUCUAAAAAUUAAUUAAAUUGGUGAUGAAGGUGUAAAAGGCUUAGGUUGUUCUUUAGCAAAUUGCACUAAUCUCUCUAAUUUGACACUUUAUCUUGAUGAAAAUUAAAUUGGUGAUGAAGGUGUAUUAAGUUUAAUUUCCAGUUUAAUACUUUGCAAUAAUCUCUCUAACUUGACACUUUAUCUUUGUAAAAAUCAAAUUGGCGAUGAAGGUGCAUAUGGCUUAAGCUCUGCUUUAGCAAAUGCUAAUAAUCUCUAUUAUUUAAAACUUAAUCUUGUUUCAAAUAAAAUGAGUUAUUCAUUAAAAUUGAAAAUGGAUAGCAAGUGUCUGAAAUCAAAAAGAUUAGUAGUCCUUACAAAAUAUUUCUUGUGGUGA
Tetrahymena thermophila SB210 is the source of this 1272-nucleotide messenger RNA. Its product is annotated as cyclic nucleotide-binding domain protein, putative. Gene Ontology annotation, biological process: nucleocytoplasmic transport; activation of GTPase activity. Gene Ontology annotation, cellular component: perinuclear region of cytoplasm; cytosol; nucleus. Gene Ontology annotation, molecular function: small GTPase binding; GTPase activator activity. The record is from RefSeq and is a predicted model, not a curated record. The transcript has 15 exons. Lineage: Eukaryota; Ciliophora; Oligohymenophorea; Hymenostomatida; Tetrahymenidae.